Molecule: messenger RNA, 3632 nt
Organism: Gorilla gorilla gorilla (western lowland gorilla)
Lineage: Eukaryota; Metazoa; Chordata; Mammalia; Primates; Hominidae
Product: cytosolic phospholipase A2 beta-like
Exons: 19
Coding region: 1179-3344 (721 amino acids)
Biological process (GO): glycerophospholipid catabolic process
Cellular component (GO): cytosol
Molecular function (GO): calcium-dependent phospholipid binding; calcium ion binding
Source: RefSeq, a predicted model, not a curated record
GCCACCAUGCCCGGCUAAUUUUUUUGUAUUCUUAGUAGAGAUGGGGUUUCACCGUGUUAGCCAGUAUGGUCUUGAUCUCCUGACCUCGUGAUCCACCUGCCUCGGCCUCCCAAAAGUGCUGGGAUUACAGGUGUGAGCCACUGCGCCUGGCUUAUGAGUCGUAUGUUCUGAUCCUCCCUCUUGAAGUUGCCUUCUGUGGUCUAAGGAGGGCCUGAAGGUUCAGGUAAAAACUUCAGGGUGACCUUCACUGGGGGUGAGGGCUGGAUCCCAGCCUGGGCCCAAAGAGCCGUCAGCUGCCCAAGUCCCACUGUCCAUGAGAGCCACCGCAGCCCCUCCCUGGGACAAGCAAGCAGACCUGAGUCUUGUAGCUCUCUGGUCCGGACCACUUUGGCCCAGGACCUUGAGAGCUAUUCCUAGCUCUCCUAUGGUUACUGUCCUCCCCCAGUUCAGGGGCAGCAGGUGGGACCUGGUGCCCUGGGGAUAACCCCUGUUUCUCCCAUAACAGGCACAGGCAGGAAGGGACGGAAGCCCCCGCCUCUCGUGGGGCUGUCCCUCUGAGGAAAGAGUUGGUCUCCACACGCUGACCCCCCCACAAACCAUGCCCUGGAGGCAGAAGAACCCCCUGCCCCUGAGUGCCAACCCACAGGCCUCAUCCCCGGCGACUCAGCACCUAGCUUUGAAGGGCUGUUUUAUGUGACAGCCACUCCCCUGCCUGUCGUGAGGGGGCCCGGGUGUUCAUCUCAGAUUGAUGGAGCCCUGCCAUCAAGACUGGGCAUUCCUGUCCAACAGGUGCCAGAGUUGCGAAAGGCCUGUGACAGGGAACUCCACUCUUCUCUUGGCUGCUGUUCUGGGACUCACCCCUGCUUUCCUUCUGCUCAGCCCCUGGCAGCAAGCUCUCCAGGCUGGGAUUGCAGGGCUGGGUGGGGCAGGCCCAGCUGGUAAAGGCUGGCGAAUGCCACAGAGGUAUCAGGAGCUCUAGUAUAGGCUUAGGGUGCCUCAUUUCCUGGAUAGGUGGCUGGUUCAGGAGUGGGUGUGGAGCUUAGGUGGAGCAGAGGCGGCGGGUAGGAGGGACUUGGGACCAAUUGGGACAUCACAUCCCUGGCUCUGGGUUAGAAAGCUGACAGUCCUUGAUCCUGUGGCCACUGCCCCAUCAUUCCUGCUCCUGAGGACUCAGUCUCAUGGCUGUGGCAGAGGUGUCCAGGACCUGCCUGCUCACGGUUCGUGUCCUGCAGGCCCAUCGCCUACCCUCUAAGGACCUAGUGACCCCCUCUGACUGCUACGUGACUCUCUGGCUGCCCACGGCCUGCAGCCACAGGCUCCAGACACGCACGGUCAAGAACAGCAGUAGCCCUGUCUGGAACCAGAGCUUUCACUUCAGGAUCCACAGGCAGCUCAAGAAUGUCGUGGAACUGAAAGUCUUUGACCAGGACCUGGUGACCGGAGAUGACCCUGUGUUGUCAGUACUGUUUGAUGCGGGGACUCUGCGGGCUGGGGAGUUCCGGCGCGAGAGCUUCUCGCUGAGCCCUCAGGGUGAGGGGCGCCUGGAAGUUGAAUUUCGCCUGCAGAGUCUGGCUGACCGUGGUGAGUGGCUCGUCAGCAAUGGCGUUCUGGUGGCCCGGGAGCUCUCCUGCUUGCACGUUCAACUGGAGGAGACAGGAGACCAGAAGUCCUCAGAGCGCAGAGUUCAGCUUGUGGUUCCUGGGUCCUGUGAGGGUCCACAGGAGGCCUCUGUGGGCACUGGCACCUUCCGCUUCCACUGCCCAGCCUGCUGGGAGCAGGAGCUGAGUAUUCACCUGCAGGAUGCCCCCGAGGAGCAACUAAAGGUGCCACUGAGUACCCUGCCCUCUGGUCAAGUGGUGAGGCUUGUCUUCCCCACGUCCCAGGAGCCCCUGAUGAGAGUGGAGCUGAAUAAAGAAGCAGGACUGAGGGAGCUGGCGGUGCGACUGGGCUUCGGGCCCUGUGCAGAGGAGCAGGCCUUCCUGAGCAGGAGGAAGCAGGUGGUGGCCGCGGCCUUGAGGCAGGCCCUGCAGCUGGACGGAGACCUGCAGGAGGAUGAGAUCCCAGUGGUAGCUAUUAUGGCCACUGGUGGUGGGAUCCGGGCAAUGACUUCCCUGUAUGGGCAGCUGGCUGGCCUGAAGGAGCUGGGCCUCUUGGAUUGCGUCUCCUACAUCACCGGGGCCUCGGGCUCCACCUGGGCCUUGGCCAACCUUUAUGAGGACCCAGAGUGGUCUCAGAAGGACCUGGCGGGGCCCACUGAGUUGCUGAAGACGCAGGUGACCAAGAACAAGCUGGGUGUGCUGGCCCCCAGCCAGCUGCAGCGGUACCGGCAGGAGCUGGCCGAGCGUGCCCGCUUGGGCUACCCAAGCUGCUUCACCAACCUGUGGGCCCUCAUCAGCGAGGCGCUGCUGCAUGAUGAGCCCCAUGAUCACAAGCUCUCAGAUCAACGGGAGGCCCUGAGUCAUGGCCAGAACCCUCUGCCCAUCUACUGUGCCCUCAACACCAAGGGGCAGAGCCUGACCACUUUUGAAUUUGGGGAGUGGUGCGAGUUCUCUCCCUACGAGGUCGGCUUCCCCAAGUACGGGGCCUUCAUCCCCUCUGAGCUCUUUGGCUCCGAGUUCUUUAUGGGGCAGCUGAUGAAGAGGCUUCCUGAGUCCCGCAUCUGCUUCUUAGAAGGUAUCUGGAGUAACCUGUAUGCAGCCAACCUCCAGGACAGCUUAUACUGGGCCUCAGAGCCCAGCCAGUUCUGGGACCGCUGGGUCAGGAACCAGGCCAACCUGGCUACCACUCUGGAUGGGCUCCCCAACCAGCUGACACCCUCGGAGCCCCACCUGUGCCUGCUGGAUGUUGGCUACCUCAUCAAUACCAGCUGCCUGCCCCUCCUGCAGCCCACUCGGGACGUGGACCUCAUCCUGUCAUUGGACUACAACCUCCACGGAGCCUUCCAGCAGUUGCAGCUCCUGGGCCGGUUCUGCCAGGAGCAGGGGAUCCCGUUCCCACCCAUCUCGCCCAGCCCCGAAGAGCAGCUCCAGCCUCGGGAGUGCCACACCUUCUCCGACCCCACCUGCCCCGGAGCCCCUGCAGUGCUACACUUUCCUCUGGUCAGCGACUCCUUCCGGGAGUACUCGGCCCCUGGGGUCCGGCGGACACCCGAGGAGGCAGCGGCUGGGGAGGUGAACCUGUCUUCAUCGGACUCUCCCUACCACUACACGAAGGUGACCUACAGCCAGGAGGACGUGGACAAGCUGCUGCACCUGACACAUUACAAUGUCUGCAACAACCAGGAGCAGCUGCUGGAGGCGCUGCGCCAGGUAGUGCAGCGGAGGCGGCAGCGCAGGCCCCACUGAUGGCCGGGGCCCCUGCCACCCCUGACUCUCAUUCAUUCCCUGGCUGCUGAGUUGCAGGUGGGAACUGUCAUCACGCAGUGCUUCAGAGCCUCGGGCUCAGGUGGCACUGUCCCAGGGUCCAGGCUGAGGGCUGGGAGCUCCCUUGCACCUCAGCAGUUUGCAGUGGGGUAAGGAGGCCAAGCCCAUUUGUGUAAUCACCCAAAACCCCCCGGCCUGUGCCUGUUUUCCCUUCUGCGCUACCUUGAGUAGUUGGAGCACUUGAUACAUUACAGACUCAUACAAAUGUGA